This is a messenger RNA of Bombyx mandarina (wild silkworm), 4346 nucleotides long. RefSeq lists its product as uncharacterized. Lineage: Eukaryota; Metazoa; Arthropoda; Insecta; Lepidoptera; Bombycidae. The record is from RefSeq and is a predicted model, not a curated record.
CACAAAUAUGGACGCUAGCUGCUAAAGAAUUUUGCGGAGGAUAAUAGUAGUCUAAUUAGGAAAUUUGUAUGUUAGAACAACGAUUAAUCUAAGCGUUGGAACUAAGUUACAAUUUAAUUUCCUAUGAUUGCUUUUAAUAGUGUAAAUUUGCAAAUGAUUGAAUUUUAAGUUCAUCAACGUCGUCAAAUAUCCACUCACUAUUUAAACAGUUGAAGAACCAAGAAAAGAAGAAAUUGCUAACCUUAGCGAAGAAUAGUUUAUGACAGUUUUGUUGGUCAUAAACUAUAAAGUGUAGUGCUUCAAAAUGGAGCUGCCUGACUGCCCCCCGGGGGCUGAGGGUUAUCAGGACACGGUUACAGAAGUUCCAAAGAAGAUUGAAGAGGGCAACUGUACUAAGGCCGAGCAAGAGUUUCAAGACCAUCUGAACAGUUUGAAGAUCAAAACCGAGGAUGGCGAGACGCGAAACAUGGUCGAGCGGAAAGGACGAGAUAUAUCCGGCAAGUGGAUAUACCUGUGCUACCCGUGCGGAGCAGUCUGCAGUGGCGAAAGCAUACUUCAGACUCACAUAUCCGGAAAAAAGCACAAGAUUAAACUGGCGAUGUGCACAGCGUGGCCGAAUAGUAUAUUCGAGGAGCACCAUUUCCUUCAGAAGCAAUCAAAAAGCAUGGUUACAGCGACUCAGAGGGUACUACAAAAGAUGGCCGAAGAAGUAGAUUACCAUAAAAAGAAUUUGGAAGAUGUCGAAAAGAAGUAUGAGAAGUACAGGAAAGUGAAGUGCCACAUACAGGACAUCAUUGACGAUGUCAAAGCGCCGCUGCCCGGCAUCGAGUACCUCAUAGAGCACCCGCCCGAGGACGGGCACUCCGAGCCCUGCUACCUGUGCGUGCUCUGCAACAAGCAGGGCCACCCGCGCACCAUCAUCAACCACAUGACCUCCUACUGGCACCGCGUCAACUACAUCCAACGUCACUUCCACAAGGCGUACGAGCUGCUGGCGCCGUACCGCAACCAGCAGCUGUACCGCGAGGGCGUGAGCGUGGUGGUGCACCGCUUCGUGCAGCGCGUCGAGGACACGUACGGCCGCCACCGCCCCGCGCACAUCGACAAGGACGAAUACGACAAGAACAAGGAGUCUAUUAAUACAUGGAUACACAGAACCGAUCAUUUUAAAGGAAAAGAGCUUUGUUCAUUCGAAGAUGUCGUGGAUAUUGAUCUGAUACAAUCUUUACGCAAGAAUUACGAAAAUACGGGCAAACGAGACCCUUCCCCGCCGUCCGUGUCUGCUCCCAGUAAAUCAUAUAAACGUAAUCAAAGAGUGCGCGCGCAGUCUAUAGAAUCUCUGUCGGACAUCAGCGACGAGGAGCACAGACCGGCGCCCACCAGAACCAAGUACAGGGAGCGUACUGUCUCCGGCCACGCCAAGCCGAGACACGAGCCGUACAAGGGGCCGACCGCCGCGCCGCACCGCUCCAGGUACACCUGGAUUGCUGACGAUAAAGAAGAGCCCACCGAUAAGAAAAGCUCGCAUUACAAAUACAAAGCGGCCCUGGCCGAAGAUCAGAAGCGUCAAGCCGAGGAGUCCGCCGAGAAAACUCUGCGGUACCACGAGAAGAACCCCGAGAAGCACCCCCUCUACCCCGAAGAGUGGAAGAAGUUUUGGAAUAAACGCUACAAACAGAUACAGAGCGAGGGAAAAGAUCCGUCCAAGCACGACUUCAAGUCCGAGUGGAUCGUGUUCUGGACGAAACGAAUGAAGGAGUUACACGACGAGGAGCUGCAGGUCCGUGUGGACGAAAUCUACCGCAGGAUGCGCCUGUCGCCGCCGCCCGUCAAACCCAAAGCGGCAGAGAGCAAAAAGCGAAUUUCUCCCGAGAAACAAAGACCUCCGGAGAAGAGAAGGUCGAGGUCGCCCGACAGAAGACCUCCGAGAAGCAGAUUUCCAGAGGUGAAACGAAGGUCGCCCGUCUCCCGACGCAGGACCCCAGAUUACAAACGCGAUUACAGGAGGGAACGGAUGAUAUCGGACUAUCGGCGUUCCCCGGAGCGUCGCCGCUCGCCGCGCCCGCACCGCUCCCGCUCCCGCUCGCGCACGCGUUCUCGCACGCCGCACAGGAUGGAGUCGUCGGGGCGGUCCCGCAGCCCGCUGUCGUGCCGCGCCGGCGCCGCGCCGCUGCGCAACCGCAGCCCCGCGUCCUCCCCCGCACCCUCCCCCGCCAUGCAGACCGUCCUCAUCUCGGACGACGACCUCAAGCCGGACGACCUGUCCCCGUGGAACUCUGACGACAUGGAGUCGACGUGCUCGAUGCCGACGGUCCGUUCCCGCAGCAGCGCGCCCCCCGCCCGCGCGCGCCGCGACCCGCCGCCCGAGAGCCGCGAGCCGGGCCCCGCCCCCGACCCGCAGGACCUCGGCCCGCCCGAGAACAUUGUCGCCACGCUGCGUCUGCUCAUCGCGCUCGAAGACUACCUCGGCAGCCUGGGGCCCCGCGUCAUAGAUCUACUUGCUGAAGCGUUAAAAAUGGAAAAGGAUAGGCCGAAUUCAUCGGAAGAGUUGUUAGACCGCGAGUCGGCUGUGGUGCUGCUGGAGACCGCGAAGGAGAAGCUGAAGGGCAGCGUGCAGGCCGGGCUCGUGGCGCCGACCGCCGCGCCCGCCGCCCGCGCCGCGCUGCUGCGGGCCGCGCGCACGCUGCACGCCGCCGACACGCGCCAGCGCCGCCAGCAGGAAAAGAACAAGAGCACCUUCGCGGCGGGCGGCGCGGGGGGUGCGGGCGCCGCGGUGCCGGUGGCGGGCGUGGGGCAGGUGGACCGCGCGCAGAUCGCGGCCCAGCUCGCCGCCGCGCUCGUGGCGCAGGGCAAGACCGAUGUCUCCGCCGACGAACUGUCGCAGCUCGUCGACGCCGUGGUGGGGAUGGCGGAGGCCAAGCGCCGCGCCGCCGCCACUGCGGACAGCGAUGCCGCCGCCGCUUCCACUUCCGCAUUGCAACUCUUGCAGUCGGCUUAUGAUGAUAAUGAAAAGAAAUUGGAGAAAGAAGAUCCGCCCGAUGCAAUGGACGGCUUGUCAGAUUCCGACCUUGAAACUUUAUUGAAAAACUUCAACGAAUUAUCUGUGGAGGAGCAGCACAGUUUGAUCGCUUACCUGAAGAAAUUAGAAGCUCGCGAGCCUCAGCGUGUAGAGAGACUGCGGCAAUACGUCAACGCGCCCGUCGCUCUCUCGAACCAAUUUAGUACACCUGAAAACAACAUCGUCGCCGUUGAAAGCGACGAUGAUGACUACACCGUAGACGAGGUAUUUCAAUCUGCAACGCAAAAAGUAAAAGAAGACCAGAUGAGACAGGAGAUGGAGAUUGUGAAAAAAUCGUUAGAAGAGACAAAGUCGAUCCAAGACGACAAACAACAAGACGAUCUACUUAAAAACUUAACGAGCAACUUGUCGUCCGCCGCCGGCCUGUUGGCACUCGUGCAGGCUUCUAUACAGUCCACGUCAACCGUGACCGCUUCGCAGCCGACCUCAGAUGUUGUCACCAGCAACAUGCAACCUAAAUCUUUCGGGGACCCUUCUGAAGCACCGUCGAAGCUCCUAUUACCCUCCCAAACUCCUCAGAAUGUAACUAAUAUUCCCCCUUGGGCACCGGAAGCGCAAAUAAAUACCUACAAUAUUAGCGAGCCGCAUAAUUAUAACAAUAACCAGACGAGAAAUAUGCAGAAUAAUACCGCGAUCUAUCCGCACCCAAAUCAACCGGUCACUCACGUCAUUUAUAAUAUGGGUCACAAUGAAGUGUUGCGCCCACAUCUUAACCAACCAAACAUUAAUAAUCGAAUGAUGCGUCCGCUUCCGAACCAAGCAAACAUUAAUCAUAACAUGUCAGGCAAUAACAGCAUUCCUUCACUUAUGGAUUUGCCGAACAAUAUGAAUCAGAAUAAUCUAAAUGAAAACUAUAAUCAAGUUGUUGAUCCUCCGGUGUGGAAUCAACAACAUUCGAAUAUACCAAAUAACAGAGAGGCGGAGCGAGGUGUCGCCCACGAUUACUUCAAUCAAGCCAAUUAUAUCCAAAGUCAUCAAGGACAGCAAGCAAAUUUGAAUGUUAUUUAUGAAAAAAAUCAACAUCAGCAGAUGCAUGGGGUUAACGCGAAAAAGUUCAGAGGCAGAGGAAGAGGUGGGGGUAGAGGAAAGUUUGGAGCACCUCGAGGACGAGGCCGUGGCCGAGGAGCACCCCAUUAAUUUUAUUUACACUUAUGAACUAUGACAAAGCAUUUUGUGUAUUAAAAUAUAUUUAUAUAUAUAUGAACACACAUAUAUUAAGAUUGUUUGUAAGAGUGUAAUUAAAUAAAUAAAAAUUCAUGAUAUUUUA